Molecule: messenger RNA, 810 nt
Organism: Symbiodinium necroappetens
Lineage: Eukaryota; Dinophyceae; Suessiales; Symbiodiniaceae
Source: the annotation of a GenBank genome assembly
AGGCUUUCUCAUGAAGCGGCAAGGAAGACUACGCCAGAUCCGAAAGUUCAGAUUCGGCACCACGCAGCAGAAGAGGGCCGACCCAGUCCCCACAGGUUGAGGAGGCCGCCGGGCUGGUCCGAGAUCCGACACGGCUCGCGACGCCAGGGCAGAGGCUUCAGGAGGAGUGCUCCUCCACGACUUGGUGCUCGCAAAAUUCCGGGCCUGCAGGGCCUUCGAGCCAUGUUUGGCAGGACGCAAGCGAGCGGAGUUCCGGAUCAUUUGCAGCUCGAAGCAAUAGCAGCAGCGAGGCGCAGGACCAUCCGGAAGUGUUCACCGCUCAAGCGCUGGGAUGGCCUCGAGAGGAGGAAGAAGCAGCUGCUUUUGUGGCUGGACACCUGCAGGACGAGGUUAACCUUCACAGCCUGCCUCGAUCUGCGAGUGGUACCCACCGCAGGCGAGCAGAACCGGCCGAUGCCGUUGCUGCUGCUUGGUUUGCGGACCAGGAGCUCAGCUUGGAAUGCUUCGAACUGUCCUCUUGUUUCAUCUCCUCACCUCACUCCGGACCUACCGCACCAGCUGCCUAAAUUGGUGUCAUAUUUCUUCAUCAAAUGUCUUCACGGCAUGCUCGUUUUGAAGCACAUCGCUUAUCCUGCAGCUUCGUCAGAAAUUGUUCAUGGCUGCGUCAUCUCAGUACGUAGGACGAAGCAAGCCCCGACCGUUCUGGGCGAUCUCUGCCACGAAGCCAUAGCAGCAGAAGCAAGCAGGAAGCGGCACAGGGCUCAGUCAUGGGCGACCGCCGCUGUGUCAGUCGGUGUGUUGACAUGCUGA